Syngnathus typhle (broad-nosed pipefish) is the source of this 2190-nucleotide messenger RNA. It is a transcript of the gene zc3h10, whose product is annotated as zinc finger CCCH-type containing 10. Gene Ontology annotation, molecular function: metal ion binding. The coding region runs from base 287 to 2035 and encodes 582 amino acids. Lineage: Eukaryota; Metazoa; Chordata; Actinopteri; Syngnathiformes; Syngnathidae. The record is from RefSeq and is a predicted model, not a curated record. The transcript has 3 exons.
CGCCGAAGAAGAGCUUUCUUUUCCGUGGUGAAAGAACCCGUAAGAGAAACGGAAAACAAAACAGCACGUAGGCCUCAAAUGAAUUCAAACACCUACGUGAUCAUCUCAAAGUAAAAUCAUCGUUACUAGUUCGGCGUGUACCACAGUGGCGUGUUUCGCCGUGGUGCUUUGAUAUUCUGCUCGUAUCUAUUAGGUCUUCAAUCCGUGACUGAAUUCCUCGCAGAUAUAGUUGCCACAAAGUGCACACCAAUGAGUGCUGUAUUCUCCUCGAGCUGGGCCCAGCGCCAUGCCUGAUCGUGACAGCUCCUACCUGUCAGGUGGCGGUGGGAGUGGUAGCAAUCUAAGUGAAGAGGGAGGAUUGGGCUCUGCUUGCGCUAUAGAUUGCAGAGUAGGUUCAGAAGGGGGUGUUGGAAGCAUGGACGGGGGAGGCUCACUCGGCAAUGGCAUUAGUUUUGGCCUUGGGGGAGGUGCAAUGUUAAACUCUGGAUUAAUGCUAGAUGGGGUGUGCAGGGAUUUUAUUCGUAAUGUUUGUAAGAGAGGCAAACGUUGUCGCUUUAAGCAUCCCGAUUUUAAUGAGGUGCCAGACUUAGGGGUGCAAAAGAAUGAAUUCAUUUUUUGCCACGAUUACCAGAAUAAAGAAUGCUUGCGCAUCAACUGUCGCUUUGUACACGGCACGAAAGAAGAUGAGGAAUAUUACAAGAAAAAUGGGGAGUUGCCACUUGCGCUGAGAGCAAAAGUUGCAGCACGACUUGGCCUCUCACCCACAGAUCUGCCGCAUAGUAGAGGGGAGGUCCCAAUCUGCAGAGACUUUUUGAAAGGGGAGUGCCAGAGGGGCAGUAAGUGUAAAUUUCGUCAUGUCCAAAAAGACUAUGAAUAUGAUCUCACUGGGCUUGGCGUGAGUGGUUUGCUUGGGGCCGCUGCGAGUGUAAUGGUAUCUGCAGGAAGUGGCAUCGGUGCAGCCGGAGUGAGCGGAGGAGCCAGUGUGGGGAUUCCGGGGCUUGUGGGAGGUGUGGCUGGAAAUAAUAUUCUAGGGGUGACCUGCCCAGGCAUGAGUGCUUGCAGAGAUGCAAGCGUCGCAGGAGUAGGCGUCAGCGCAGGAGUGGCGGGCGUCAGUGCGACAGUAGUCGGCGUCAGUGCGGGAGUAGCGGGCGUCAGUGCGGGUGUAGGUACCGUCAGUGCGGGAGUAGGGCCCGUUAGUGCGCCAGUAGUGAGCGUCAGUGCGCCAGUAGUGAGCGUCAGUGCGCCAGCAGGCCCGUCAGGACAGAGGCGUUUCGACAGGGCCCCGAUGUCGGUCUACGAGCCCGUAGUCGAGAGCGGCGUCUUUGACUCGGCUAGCCUGGACAGCCCGCUUGAACAGACCGCCCUCCAGAUCAAGAGGCGGCGCUUGGAAAGCUUGCGACUCGCAGACAGCAGCGUCGGUGGCCACUAUGACCUCGGGGUCCAGGCUACCUUGCCCACACGCCCGGUGGAGUACAGGUUGUUGGAGGAGGAAAACAACCUGCUGAGGAAGAGAGUGGAAGAGUUGAAGAAACAGGUUGCCAACCUCAUUUCUACCAAUGACGUUCUCUUGGAGCAGAACGCCCAAUUCCGCGGUCAGGCAACAGUGAUGACAGCCGCCCAGACUGAGCAGACCCUGGUACCUCCAGUGGGUGCGAUCAGCUCGUACAACCACGGCAUCGCCCAGACUCACACCACGCUGAGCAGCACCGGGCUGCAGCCUCGACCCGUCACCCAGCAAGAUCUGGUGGCGUCCACCGGUGCUUCCGCGGCGCCCCCUAACAACGCGGCGCCACCCCCACAUCUGAACCCCGAAAUUACGCCGCUGUCGGCCGCUCUGGUGCAGACCAUCGCCCAGGGGAUGGCGCCUCCAGUUUCUAUGGCACCGGUGGCGGUGUCCGUGGCUCCGGUGGCCGUGUCUAUGUCCAUGACGCAGCCUCUGCCGGGCAUCACCAUGAGCCAUGCCACAACGCCCAUGGUGUCCUAUCCCAUUGCCAGUCAGAGCAUGAGGAUCACCACUCUGCCUCAUAUUACCUGAUAAGUGGUAAUGAUCCGACCCUCAAGCCAAAACAGAUCUUCAAACUGACUGUUUUACGGCUACAUUGACAAAAAAAAAAUGUAACAAUACAUGGAUACAAGUUUCAAAUUGUUCUAUUACGAGAAUAAAGUUCAACUAAUACGAGAAGAACUAAA